CGUGGGUGUCACUCAUCCCCAGCUAGUGCAGAUCAGCCUCACCGGACACGCGGGGAGUUCGUUUUCUAUUUUCCUCAGUGGAGUCUUUCUGCUCUGAGCCGCCUGUGUCAGAGGGACGGAGGCAGGGAGCCCGACACAGGGCCAUAGAAUGGGGUGAUGAGGACUCUCCUCAGCUGACUUCAAUGCAGAUGACUAGUGAUGGCCACAGCAUCACCUCAACAUUUGUUGGAUGACAUAAUUAACACAGGACAAGAGCAACAGGAGCAGCCGGAGUUCUUAAACUCAGCGGAGACAAUUGUCCUCGGCAUCUUUCUCUCUAUCAUCAUUAUCAUGACAGUAUUUGGCAAUCUGUUGGUCAUGGUAGCGCUCUGCAAGGACAGACACCUACGAAAGAAAAAGACCAACUACUUCAUUGUGUCGCUGGCAUUUGCUGACUUGCUAGUGGCACUGGUCGUGAUGCCCUUCGCUGCAAUUGAGCUCACUACUGGAGAAUGGCAUUACGGAGAGAUUUUCUGCUUGGUGCGAACGUCUCUGGAUGUCUUGUUGACUACGGCAUCUAUCCUACACCUCUGCUGCAUUGCAUUGGACAGGUAUUACGCGAUCUGCUGCCAGCCACUGGUCUACAGACACAAGAUGACCCCAGUGAGAGUUGCAGUCAUGCUCAGCGGCUGCUGGCUCAUCCCCAUAUUUAUCUCCUUCCUACCCAUCAUGCAAAGCUGGAACGCAAUCGGGAUCGAGGACAUCAUUGAAGAAAGGCGAGCCCUGACAGCAGGCUCCAACGAUACCAGCUGUGUGUUUCUGGUCAACCGGCCGUACGCCCUGAUCUGUUCUGCAGUGGCCUUCUACGUCCCGUUGGCCCUCAUGGUUCUGGCUUACCAGCGCAUCUAUGUCACCGCCAUGAGCCACGUACGUCAGAUUGAGACGCUUCAGCGUGCCGGUUCUGCUCCAGUCCCUGGGACAGAGCCAGUCGUCACAGUGAGGCCUUCCACCUCCUCAGAUCCACUGGAGCAUUACCACCUUAGGACAACAACGGGUUCCUCGUCAGAGCAGGCUCCCAUAGCAAAUAGCCGCAUGCGCAUCGAGACUAAGGCAGCAAAGACCCUUGCGGUUAUAAUGGGCUGUUUCUGCCUGUGCUGGGCACCGUUCUUCAUCACCAACGUGGUGGACCCCUUCAUACACUACUCAGUACCCUGGCAGCUUUGGACAGCCUGGUUGUGGCUCGGGUACAUUAAUUCAGGGUUGAACCCUUUCCUCUACGCCUUCUUGAACAGGGCUUUUCGGAGGGCGUUUCUUGUAAUUCUCUGCUGCGGGGAUGAGCGGUACACACGAAAGGGGAGCUGCUCGUAUGGACACACCCACAGAGCGUGCUCAGGCGCAUCAGUCAACGGGACUUCCAUGGCACUGAGAUGUCUCUGUCUCCCUCUUUCAGAUUGUCCUUCCUCCCGAACCGGAGCUACAGCGACAACGGACGGACGAUUCUGGCCAACGAGCAGGAGUCCCAGGACUCUCUGGGGCCGCUAUGAGGAUAACCUCCCCAACCGCGAGGCCGUGAUCCGACGUCCGAGUCGGACCUCUUGGCCUCUGUGAUCUCAGCAGUCUGCUGCGAGCUCACCUGCCCGAUCCAUUUAUGAUGACGCUGGCACACCUGGACGUCAUCCUUGUCUGACUUUAUAUUUAGAUGGUGUGAACUGUGCAGAUGGUCGGCUCUGACUCAUUUGGACAGAGUGAAGCGUGCCGGGACAAGUAUCGCUUAUAGUCAGACUGCAUACAUUCCAGGUGUACUCUGGACGUAAAACGUAAAAAAGAACUGUUUGUAACAUUGGUCCAGCGUCCGGGUCGCGAGGUUGGACAAAUCAAGUUAUCAGCAGUAGAAGAACUAAUCCACGGAAAACCUUCAAAAAUGUGAGACACAAGGUGCUUUUUCACAUCUGAGAUGGGCCGUAGCUUAAACAUAACUCAAAACAAGGUAUAACAGAGCCAGCCGCCAGCUCUAACAAACAUACUGUGUGUCAGCUCUUAUUAAAGUUUCAUUUAUCGUACCGCGCCGUGUUUACUUGCCUUUUGCCAGCUUUUAACUGCCUUCAUCGUCUCCAUGCUGUGAAACCGCUGGAUGAAAUGUUCAAGGCUUCCGCCCUUUAUUCAGCCGUGAAGCCAAAGACUGAGGACAGAACCAGACUUUUUGUUUGCGUUGUCAGUUUUAAAUCUGUUGUACUGAAUUUUACAUGAGCCUGGAAGCUUCAGUUGUCAGUGUUAAGGUUUUUUUUUUCUUUUUUUUUGUUCAGACAUCAGCGUCAUCAUCUUCCUGCAAGAAGCGUCAGCGAUGUUUUUACUUUUCUCAAAUUGAAUAAAAGAUUUUGUUCCAAAGCACUGAAAGUACAUACAUGCAACCUCUGGAUGGACGCUGUUGUACACGUUUCUAAAAAAACAAAAACAAAUGUAACCAAAAUGGUGAUUAGUGUCUGUGAAUGAGAACGGUUUAUUACGUUCCUAAACCCGUAAACGCUUCUGUGCGUGAAAAUCCUUUAGACAGGGGACAAAAGAUACCUUUAAACACGAACGCACAAUUCAGAGCAGUUUAUAGACACAGCAGCAACUUAAGAAAACCUCAUACAGUACGUAGUGUGAAGCAGAGCUCAGAAGCCACAAGUUAAAUGGUCCUUACUCUGGUUGGGCGAAGCUAAGGCUGCACCUGCAGGGGAGCAGCUAAAAGCCCCAGAGACGAGGCUGAAAACACGCCUGUGACCUUCUGUCGCAGACUCACUUCACCCUGGAGUUUUGCCUUGAGGCCCCUGAAAACCUUUUCCAAUCAUGUAUUUCUCCCCAACAUUCAAUAUUUAUGAUGAAAGGAAUGUGAGAGUAAAAAG
This is a messenger RNA of Mugil cephalus (flathead mullet), 2864 nucleotides long. RefSeq names its product 5-hydroxytryptamine receptor 4. Gene Ontology annotation, molecular function: G protein-coupled serotonin receptor activity. NCBI's taxonomy places the organism in Eukaryota, Metazoa, Chordata, Actinopteri, Mugiliformes, Mugilidae. The record is from RefSeq and is a predicted model, not a curated record. Bases 199 to 1587 code for a protein of 462 amino acids. The transcript has 7 exons. Gene Ontology annotation, biological process: adenylate cyclase-activating adrenergic receptor signaling pathway; chemical synaptic transmission; regulation of appetite. Gene Ontology annotation, cellular component: plasma membrane.